CCGAACAAAGUCCGCCUUCUAAGACGUGAUUGGCUAGUUAUGAAGACGCCAGGUGUGUGCUAUUGAUGGAUUCCCCGCUCGUGAAGCACGACUAGCCAAUCCAAUCGGAGAAGGAAGGACAUGUCGGAAAGUGGAUGGGAGAAGAAAAAAUGAGAGACGGCUAGUAGCUUUAGCCUUGGACGAUUCAUCUGGAUGGCUCAUGCAUCGGGAAAAUCAAUCAGAUCCUAAAUCAGACGGUUAUACCUCGACAUCAAACGGACACAGCUGGAAUAACGCCAUGCAGGAUUCAACUCCGUAUUGCGGGUAUCCGCCCAACUACUGGUACCCUCCUCCGGCCGGGCCGUACACGAACGCCUACCCGUCUGGGACCGAGAUCAACGGACAAGCGGCGUACAAUCCACAGGCAAUGCCGGCCUAUCCGAACGGAGUGUAUAACCCGGGUCAGUACCCACCGAACGUGCUUCACCCGUCCAAUCCGUUCUACUGCAGCGAUCAGAUCCCCCCCAGACAGCCGCAGUACCACAGUCAGGAGCGGACCACGGCCAGCUCUCCUCAGCCACCGUACCCUGUUCCACACUGCCAAGGGGCUCCUGGAUUCCCGCCCAGCUCGUACUCACCCUACGGAGACGGCUGCCCCCCUAAUGCCCCCUACCCCGCACAGCAGCCUGUACCCUCACGCUCUCAGCCUGAACCCUGGCCUCAUUCAGCGGGAUACGGACCCCAAGCGCACUAUCCCAACCACACACGCCCGCCGCACCCUCCGCCCUGGCACGGGCCCGCUCCACCUCCAUACGAUCACAUUAAGCACAAGGAACCCCCGUAUCCAGGUCAUUUGAGCAACCGAAACCGACCCGGCACACCCAAUUCCAACCCCGCCCCCAACCCGGCUCCAAACAAACAGGUGGAGUUCAGCGCCCCGCCUCAGAUCUACAACAAGACGUCCUCUGGAGGCGCGAACCAACCCAAUCCGGACCCCGCUCCAGCCGCGCCGCAGCCUCCGAGCAGCGAGAACUCUGGUCUGGCUCGGGUGCAGGAAGUCCUGGCCAGGGUCCACCUGCUGCAGGAAGACGUGGACGAGUUCGUGGGCAAAAAGACGGACAAGAGCUACCGCUGUCUGGAGGAGCUACUCACCAAAGAGCUGCUGGUCCUGGACUCGGUGGAGACCAACGGCCAGGACGGCGUGCGCUCGGCCCGCAAAGAAGCCGUGCAGAAGAUCCAGGCCAUCCUGGACCGUCUGGAGAACAAGGCGUUCUAACAAGGCGCUGCUGAUCUCACUCGUAUCUCUAUAUGUAUAUGUGUGUGUGUGUGUGUGUGUGUGUGUGUGUGUGUGUGUGUGUUUUGACGAUUGAGCGCACGUGAUCAUGGAAACGCAGCUUCUCUGCAAAUUUGUGUUAAUUAUUGCUCACACAGAGAAGAUCCAGACCUCAUGAUUAUAUUUUACAGACACACACACACACACACACACACACCUCUUGCACUUGAAUCAAACGCUUAGCCUCCACAGAAAGAAACUUAACACCAUUUUACACCAAAAUAAAUUCGCCCUAAACUUG
This is a messenger RNA of Ictalurus punctatus (channel catfish), 1553 nucleotides long. It is a transcript of the gene bag4, whose product is annotated as BCL2 associated athanogene 4. The record is from RefSeq and is a predicted model, not a curated record. Gene Ontology annotation, cellular component: cytosol; cytoplasm; nucleus. The coding region runs from base 200 to 1255 and encodes 351 amino acids. Gene Ontology annotation, molecular function: protein-folding chaperone binding; adenyl-nucleotide exchange factor activity. Gene Ontology annotation, biological process: protein stabilization. NCBI's taxonomy places the organism in Eukaryota, Metazoa, Chordata, Actinopteri, Siluriformes, Ictaluridae. The transcript has 5 exons.